AUGACAAAUUCAAGUCAAGUAAAUGUUGGAACAGUGAGUGCUACAACAACAUCGGUUGCACACAAUCGUUCAACUGCUUCCCUUGCACCGGUUGAGAAACCUGCAAAGUUUUCUGGUGUCGACUUCAAGAGAUGGCAGCAGAAGAUGUUCUUCUAUCUGACUACGUUGAGUCUGCAGAGGUUCAUUAAUGAGAAUGUUCCUGUUAUGUCGGAUGAAACUCCGGCUGAAGAACGAUUCUUUGUGACAGAAACAUGUACACAUUCAAAUUUUUUGUGUAAAAAUUAUAUUCUGAGUGGCCUGCAAGAUGAUCUGUACAAUGUGUACAAUAGUCUCAAGACCUCAAAAGAACUCUGGGAUGCUUUAGAAAAGAAGUACAAAGCAGAGGAUGUCGGAAUGAAGAAGUUCAUUGUGGCAAAGUUUUUGUACUAUAAGAUGAUAGACAUGGCGGCCAUUAUUGAGAAGUUAUCUCCGUUGUGGAAGGACUUCAAAAACUACUUGAAACAUAAACGCAAGGAGAUGACUGUUGAAGAUCUAAUGGUAAGGCUGAGAAUCGAAGAGGAUAACAAAGCCGCAGAAAAAAGGGCUAUUGAAUGUCAGGGUCCCAAGAAGGACAAGAAGAAGGAUCAAGGAAAUUUGGCUGAAUCCAGAGAAGAGAUGGACGAUCUCUGUGCAAUGCUUUUAGAAUGCAACUUGGUUGGAAAUCCAAGAGUAUGGUGGAUAGAUUCUGGUGCCUCAUGCCAUGUUUGUGCCAACAAAGAAUUAUUUACAUCAUAUACUCCAGCACCAGCAGAUGAGAAGUUAUUUAUGGUGAACUCCGCUGUUGCAAAGGUUGAAGGAACUGGCAAGGUCCACUUGAAGAUGACAUCGGGCAAGGUGGUGACUUUGAACAGGGUCUUGUAUGUUCCAGAAUUGCGAAAGAACUUAGUUUCUAUACCAGUUCUUACCAAGAAUGGAUUCAAAUGUGUAUUUGUUUCUAAUAAAGUUGUAGUAAGUACGAAUGAGAUGUAUGUAGGAAAAGGUUACCUCACUGAGGCCUCUUCAAACUUAAUGUAA
Solanum verrucosum is the source of this 1053-nucleotide messenger RNA. RefSeq lists its product as uncharacterized. Lineage: Eukaryota; Viridiplantae; Streptophyta; Magnoliopsida; Solanales; Solanaceae. The transcript has 3 exons. The record is from RefSeq and is a predicted model, not a curated record. Bases 1 to 1053 code for a protein of 350 amino acids.